Messenger RNA from Anoplophora glabripennis (Asian longhorned beetle), 4395 nucleotides. RefSeq names its product stromal membrane-associated protein 1. The record is from RefSeq and is a predicted model, not a curated record. Gene Ontology annotation, molecular function: metal ion binding; GTPase activator activity. The transcript is spliced from 4 exons. Lineage: Eukaryota; Metazoa; Arthropoda; Insecta; Coleoptera; Cerambycidae. The coding region runs from base 76 to 1275 and encodes 399 amino acids.
AUGUAGGUGGCAUACUCGUUUUAUAUGGAUACACACCCCCGUUUUAUUGGAAUUUCUAAAUAAAUUGUUUAGGAAAUGAGUGCAAAAAUUGAAAAGGACAAGACAAAACAAUUGCAAGACAAGUGUCAGUCAGUGUUAAAUAAUUUAUUGCGAGAUGAAGAUAAUAAAUAUUGUGUAGAUUGCGAUUCUAAAGGUCCGAGAUGGGCAUCUUGGAAUAUCGGUGUUUUCCUCUGCAUUCGUUGCGCUGGAAUACAUAGGAAUUUGGGUGUACAUAUUUCAAAGGUUAAGUCUGUGAAUUUGGACACAUGGACACCAGAGCAAGUGGUUUCCUUACAACAAAUGGGAAAUUCCAGGGCACGAGCCGUGUACGAAGCAAAUUUACCAGAUAAUUUUAGACGGCCUCAAAGUGACUCUAGUUUGGAAUCUUUUAUAAGGGCAAAAUAUGAGCACAAGAAAUACAUUGCCCGCGAAUGGGUGCCACCAUCCCUACCAAAAGUGAAUUGGGAGAAGGAAAUCGAUGAGGAAAUUGAAAAACAGAAGAAGAAGAAGAAGACUGUAAUCGAGAAGAAAAGUUUGGGGAACAUCGAGGUCCCCCAACUUCCUAAACCUACUAAUCCAAGUCCGAAACCCGGCAGGACUGUCAUUAGUGAAGUAGCGGCAGAUAAUAAGGAGAAAAAGGAUGAUGAUCUGUUGGGUUUGCAUAAUGGAGACGAUAGUUUCAGCAACUUCAUUUCCGCCUCCUCGACCGCGGAACAAAACACCAAGCCAGAAUCCUCUGUGAAAAGUGAAGAAGACAGCUUCUUCAAUCAGAUAGUCCCCACAGAAAAGGAAAAAGUCAAACUGGAUAAGGACAGUAUCUUGGCGUUAUACGGUAGCGCCCCCACGAACAACUGCAAUCAGUUUUCCAACGUACCAACCUCAUUUCAGCCCCAGAAUUACCCUUGCCCCCAAAUGAAUUUUCAGUCGUACCCGGCGUUCCCGCACCAACAAAAUUUAAUCACUCAGAACAGCAUGCCGCCAAUGAACGCACAGUGGCCCUCCCACGCGGGCCAGUGGAAUCCGCACUUUGUUUCCAACCAGAACCAGUUCAGCAGCCAAACUCAGCUGAUGAACGUCGCUCCCGCAAAUCAGUUGUUACAGUUACAGGCGAACCCCCAAGGAGUGAAUUUUAAUCAGACCCCCAACCCUUUUCUAGGUAAUCACAAUUUACCGCAGCAGUUUUCUAAUUUAAGUUUGAAUAAUCAGGGGGCGAGCGCCACCUACCCGGGCUAUUAACUUGGGGGGGCAGUAAACUUAUUUAAUUUUAUAAUGCAUAGAAUUCUCUUAUGUAAUAAAAGUGUCAGUUUGUGGUAUCAUUGUUCUGUUCUUACGUGCGGCAGAGACUUGGACGGAGGUGGAGAACGUCGUUUUAAGAAAAAGGGGCUAACUUGGGUUCCGAAUGCUUAGUAAGAGAUAAGCGAGUUCUAAAAAUGUCUUAUUAAGAGACCCAAAUUAAACUUGACGCGAGACUUUAACUUGUCGUUUUUGAUAUGACAUGGCCUUCGUCAUUGUCGGUGGUACUUUUUGGGUGGGAGUGUAGGGUACAGGCCAAACAGACAAAACUGAUAUGUGCUCUUUUUUUAUAUUCGCUUAGUGAUACAAAAGUGGCCCUUACUUGGUUUUUUUUCAUAUUUAAAUGUAAUGAGAAUUACACUACAAUUUCUUUUGUCAUAUUUCCACCAUAAAAAUUAGUGUUGACGAAUUCUUGAAAAAAAAUAUAUAUAUAUAUUUAUAUAGACUUUUGCAAUGCUGACAAAAUCCUUUGGUUAGUUAUUUCCUCGAAUUCGUCGAUUGUCGUUUUUUUGUUGUCGAAGAUUUUCGUUUGUUCUGGUCAUUAAGGGGCGACCCCAACAGGGUUCGUCUUCAAGUAACAUUCGGUCACUUCCAAACUGGGCAAACCACUUGAAAAACCUUGUGUGCCUUAGAACUUUCCUUCGAAGCAUUAAAAGCAUUUCCUCCACUGUUUUCGUCAAUAGGAAACAUAAUUUGACAUUCACGCGUUGCUCCUUCAAGUCCAUCAUUGAAGAAUCACCAAGACACGGUGUUCCUCAAGCAUGCAAAAGUGGUCCGAAAAUGGAUCCAAAAUCAGCUAACGCAGAAAGUUUCUAUAUUUUUCGUAGUUGAAAAAAAUGGCAAAUUGGAAAUCCUAAGCGAUUGGUUUCGCAAGUUAUGGACGCUUUUGUAUUUAUGCUAUACACAUUCAUGAAGAGCAAAGUAGAGCAUUUGAGCACACACGUACAAUCGGUUUAUUAACUUCAAGUCAAACAAAUUGAGCAUGUAUUUAUUAGUUAUUGUUUAUAUACAUAUUUUUUUCGGAAAUCAAUAAUUGAUGCUUUAAUCUGACAAAAAAUUUUUUCGUUUUUACCAAAUAUCUCAAAAAAAGAUUAUGAAAUGAAAAAUUGAGUGAAAUCAUCUUUACAAUCAUGAUUUUCAGAACAAGCUUACUGAAACCACUUUUAGCGUGACCCAGGAUCAACGGUGAGGACGUAGUGGUUAACUGAUCCCUUUUUUUGUUUUUCUGUAUUUUUUUAAUUUUUUGUUUUUUUUUCUAUUUUUUUUUUAAUUUUUUUUGUUUAUUUUUGUUUUUUUCUAGUACUUUUUUACAAACUUGAGCUAAUUAUAGAGGUUUUAAUAAUUUUCUUUUCAAUAACAAUGAAAUAAGUAGUACAAUUUUUUUUUAAAUACUUCAAAAUACGAAUUUACAGUUACAGAUGUAGCGAUGAAAAUUCAACCACAGCUUUUAGUAGAUUUGGUAAAUAAGUAUCACAAUGUUUACUUUAUAACGUUCCCAAAACUUCAAGAAGUCACGUGAAUUUUCAGUGUUUCUGAAAGUUGUUCAAUACUUUCCAAAGCUUUCUUCAAUUCCUCAAUAUAAUCAUUAAGUGAAGAUCCUACUUUGCCAGAGGUGAAACAACAAUUCACGACCUUAUCCAUAUAUGGACAAGGUUGUGAAUUGUUGUUCAAGUAGCUCAAGUUUGUAAAAAAAUACUGGAAAAAAACAAAAAUAAACAAAAAAAAUUAAACAAUACAGAAAAAAAAAACAAAAAAAAAUUAAAAAAAAUAGAAAAAAACAAAAAAGGGAUCAGUUAACCACUGCGUCCUCGCCGUUGAUCCUGGGUCAUGCUAAAAGUGGUUUCAGUAAGCUUGUUCUGAAAAUCAUGAUUCUAAAGAUGAUUUCAGUCAAUUUUUUAUUUCAUAAUCUUCGAGAUAUUUGGUAAAAACGAAAAAAAAUUUUGUCAGAUUAAAGCAUCAAUCGAUUUCCGAAAAAAAAAAAUAAUAUCAACAAUAACUAAUAAAUACAUGCUCAAUUUGUUUGACUUGGAGUUAAAAAACGGAUUGUAUAUGUGUGCUCAAAUGCUCUUCAUGAAUGUGUAUAGCAUAAAUACAAAAGCGUCCAUAACUUGUGAAACCAAUCGCUUAGGAUUUCCAAUUUGCCAUUUUUUUUAUCUACGAACAAUAUAGACUUUCUGCGUUAGCUGGUUUUAGAUCCAUUUUCGGACCACUUUUGUAUGCUUGAGGAACACUGUGAAGAGCAUUGGAGGAGGUUGAGAAAAUAAUCACUGUCCACUACGAUGGUUUUCCACACACUGCGUGUGUCGCAUGAACAUACUUAGCGGGAGAAGGCAACGCUCUUGCCUACAGAAAGUAAUUCUUGUUUUUUUUAUGAGUACCGCUUCGUAUUAAUUUUGUUAUGAUGUUGAUUCAUUUAAAGUGUGGCGGUUUUUCCAGUCCUUAGUCUCGCCUAGGAAUCUUUGACCUGCCGUUGUUGUUCUCAGGCUAGGCUCUGUGAGGGCAAACAUGCUAAGACAACCCCUGGGCUUACCUAGACAUUGAACACAGUUGUUAGUUCCACAGCCUUUAAGGACAGAACCACUACCCAGAUAAUGCGGUCUUAUUUUUUAUAACGAUGGAGACAAAUAGAAAUCGACUGAAUUUCAAAAAUCAAUUAAGUUACCCCAAAUUUAUUUGUAAUACCAAACUAAAUGGGAAAAGAGCCUGUACCCCACAAACUUGAGCAAAAUAAGCCACUUUGUGCAGUUCCGGAGAAACAGAAGAUAAGGCUUUUUAUAUAUGAAAAAACAUUUCUGUACCAUUUAGAAUAGGUACAUUUUCGAGGUAUACCUUCCCUAUCUUUUUACUAAGCAUUUUGUAACUCGUGCUCACAAAAAUUCUUUUACUAAAAAUUGUCUCUUAUAUUUUUGUUUAAAAUUGGCACAUUAAUUUGGAAUCGCCUACAUUCAUACAGAAAACCGUUUCAUUCACUUCAGUCAUUCAAGAAAUUGGAGGUGCUGUCUACAUCGAAAUAUUUAGUGCAAUAUAAAAGAGGAAGGGUUUUAUUAAAGUUAUCACAACUUU